CCACGCUUCACCGUGACAGAGGCUUCGGCUGGGGGUCAUGGAGCUGGAGCUCUCCCCGGGGGGCCCCCAGACUCUCAGAGCUCCGCCCCUGGAUGAGCGGAGGGGCGGCGGCGGCGGCGGCCGGUAGCGGCGGGGACAAACCAGGCAAAGUGAAAUGUUCCCGCAGACUGUGGCUCCUCCUGGGAUCGCUGGCGCUCGUCUUCCUCACCUCGCUGUUCCUGUCCGUGUCGCUGCGCGGCGGCGUCAGCUUCGGCUACCUGGAGCCGCCCGGGUGGGAGGAGUCCAGGCGGGUGAAGCUGGUGCCCAGCUACGUGGGAGCGCACCGGCUGUCGCCCCCCGAAACGCCCCAGCAGAAAACAUGUGCCUGCAACAGCUGCGUCGGAGACCCCGGAGUCUCGGAUUGGUUUGACGAAAACUACGACCCGGAUAUCUCUCCGGUCUGGACCAGGGACAACAUCCAGCUGCCGCCGGACGUCUACUACUGGUGGGUGAUGUUGCAGCCGCAGUUUAAACCCCACAACAUCCAGCAGGUGCUGCUGAGACUUUUUCAGGUGAUUCCCGGACGGUCACCGUACGGCUCGUGGGAUCCGGGGCGCUGCCUGCGUUGUGCCGUGGUGGGAAACUCCGGAAACCUCCGCGGCACCGGAUAUGGGGCGGCCAUCGACGGGCACGACUACAUCAUGAGGAUAAAUCUGGCCCCCACUGUGGGCUACGAGGACGACGCCGGCAGACGCACCACGCACCACUUCAUGUACCCGGAGAGCGCCAAAAACCUGCCGACCAACGUCAGCUUUGUCCUGGUUCCCUUCAAAACGCUGGACCUGGUCUGGAUCACCAGCGCUCUGUCCACUGGCCAGAUCCGAUUCACUUACGCUCCAGUGAAGCAAUUCCUCCGUGUGGAUAAAGACAAGGUUCAGAUCUUCAAUCCGGCUUUCUUUAAAUACAUCCAUGACCGCUGGACCAGGCAUCACGGCCGGUACCCUUCCACUGGCAUGCUGGUCCUGUUUUUCGCUCUUCACGUCUGCGACGAGGUGAACGUGUUUGGCUUCGGCGCCGACAGCCGAGGAAACUGGCACCACUACUGGGAGCAGAACCGGUACUCCGGAGAGUUCAGGAAGACGGGCGUCCACGAUGCGGACUUCGAAGCUCAGAUCAUCAAGCAGCUGGCCAAGGCCGGAAAAAUCACAGUGUUCACUGGGAAAUGACCAGAAAAACGUCCAUGAAAAUGACGGACGCCAGUUUGGAUUCAAGUUGGAAUAAAAGCAAACUGGAAGAGAGUACAAUUUUACCGAUGGGGUUCGACGAGCGAAACAUUUCCCACUUGGGAACCGAGACUACAAUGAGUCUGACAGGAACCAUCUUGAGCUGCGGCUGCUGCUCCUCAUCAGCUGCAGCCCAGGAUGUGGUGAUCAGAUGGGGGAGGAGAGCAGCAGGGCCCCUUCAGUCCAAAUCAGGUUCCUCCCUCCCACCGACAGAACAUGACACAGAUCUGAUUCUUCCACGCAGACGACCCAAAGUAGGUCUUCCCUCCUGCUGUUGGUGUCGACCCACAUUUCUCCCUGCAGAAGAGAUCCUUCUGGCUGCAAAGAACCACAGCGGUGACUAAAAGCUGUGCCACUUCCUGCAGUUUGGGCCGACUUUAUUUAAACUUAAACUGAUUUAUAUUUGAAAAUCCUCUUUGUCCUCGGCGUCAGUGAAACUUGGUGCUGCGAAAUGUUCGAGGUUAUUUAUACUCUGCUUCGUCUGGCACAUUACGUUCCGAAGGGGGAUGUCACGGAUCGCCUCGGAGUCGGAAAUCUCAAUUUUCCUGACCUGAAAAAAAUCCCACUGAGGUCGUUAAUAUUCAUACCGAGACUGGAUAAGCAGAGUGGAGCGUGGCAGAACCUGCUCAGUGAGGGCAAAGAUGAAAUUUAAAAAAAAAUUUAAAUAAGAAAUUUGCCAAAAUAUCAAACUGACGGUGUAUUAGGGCUAUUUAUAGAUUUUAAAAAAAGUUAAUUUCUGCCAAAACUCAGAAAUUUUUAGAUUAAUCUCAGACAUUUCCUAG
Messenger RNA from Xiphophorus maculatus (southern platyfish), 2044 nucleotides. RefSeq names its product ST3 beta-galactoside alpha-2,3-sialyltransferase 2 (gene st3gal2). The transcript is spliced from 8 exons. The coding region runs from base 93 to 1205 and encodes 370 amino acids. Lineage: Eukaryota; Metazoa; Chordata; Actinopteri; Cyprinodontiformes; Poeciliidae. Gene Ontology annotation, molecular function: beta-galactoside (CMP) alpha-2,3-sialyltransferase activity. The record is from RefSeq and is a predicted model, not a curated record.